UCUUAGUAGUAGAUUAUAUUCAAUCUAACCGUCCAAAACAUUCUACAGUAAUGGCAAAAUUAUAAUUUCGUCUGCUGAUAUAUCCCCUUCUCUUUUUUCACUUUCACUGAUUUUUUUCUCUCUUUAAAAUUAGGUUUAUCUCUCUCUAAGUUCCAUCCACUCUCUACAAACCAUAGUUCAUGCUAAUUCGUGAAUCAAAAAAUGGAUUUGAAUCAAAUACUACCAACAUCUCCUGUUAUUACUUAUGAAAGAAGAUCAAUCGAUUCACAAUGUAUGGAUAAAUCUCCAAUACAAGUCAUUUGUCCAUCAAAUCAGUAAGUAGCAAUUUUAUUAUGGUUUAAUCAUUUGAUUUUUGUUUAAUUUUUAAAUUAUCAUGUUUGAACACGAAAAUUUGGGCUCAGAUUUGCUCGAAUUUGGGAGUGUUUGGCUCGAAUUUCCUGAGCAUAUACAUUGUUAGUUAAAUUCCAUGGGUUUUGGUGUCAAAUUUGUUAGGUUUUGGGGUCGUUUUUAGAAAUCAUCUAAGAAUGCUUAUAAACUGUUCGAUAAAAUGCCAAGCUGAAAUUUAACUGCAUGUUGCGUUUACUGAUUAUGGAAGUCAAUAUUGCAUAUAGGCAGCAAGUUUUUAAUUAUUGCAGUAGAUCCCCUAAAAAAACAGUAAAAAAGUUUAGUGCAUGAGAUAAGCUGAAGAACAAGAGGCAACAUCAACCUCGGCAGGGCAGCAGCAGCUGCUGCCUUGUUUGCAGUAGCGUCGGCAGGGCAGCAGCAGCUGCAGCCUUGCCAGCAGUAGCCUCGGCAGCCAGCAGCAGCUACCGCCUUGCCUGAAGAAGCCUCGGCUGGCAUGAUGGUGAUGAAGCACUUGUCAAAAAGAAAAAAAGGUGAUGGUGAUGAAGCUGUAAAAAGUGAUGUUCAGUGGUCUAGAAGUCCAAUUGUGGAGUCAUCCUUACUAAAAGCUAUAAACAAUGAUCACAUUCAAAGUGAUAAUUUUAAUAAUCUUGUUGGUGAUGAUGCUGCUACAACCUCUAAUCAGUUUGCUACAACAUCUUCUCGAAAUGCAAACAAGAGUACCAAAGUAGUUAAUAAAGAAGGUGAUCCAAUUGAGGGGAAACUUAAAGUUAGAGCUAAAGAUGUUCCAAAAAACAAAGCAAUGAAGAAAGAACCAAAAAAGGAAGACAAAGGGAAAAAAGGAGAAGAAAGGUUGAUGAGAGUGAUUCUGAUGAUGAUAUUGAAGUUGUUCAUGUAGUCAAAUGGAAUGUAGAGCAUUAAAUCAACGAAUUACUCCCAAGAAUUUUAUGAACACCGUGCUUAAAGAUUUGCCAAAAUCUCAUAAGGCGGCUAUAAGAAAAAUUGGAUUUGGAGGUUUCUUAGAUUUGGAUUUAGAUGCACAUAAAUCUGUGUUUUGCUCUAAGCUUGUGUCGAGUUUUGAUUGUGAUAGGGUGUCUUUAGUUCUUGAGAGGAACCAAGAGAUUGAACUUACACCCGUAGACAUACAUUUGGUUUAUGGAUUGCCGAUGGGAGGAGAAAUUAUUAAAGAGCCUCGACAAGAGGAGGAUGAAGAACGGGUUGAGUUUAUUAGACAAUGGAGAUCUUUUUUUGGGAUAAGUGGUGGAAGUCCAUCAAAUUUUGUGAUCAUUAAUCGGAUAGAAGAGUUAAAGACGGAACCUGUUUGUGAUGAAUUCAUUUGGCAUUUUGUAGUUUCUGUUGUCAGUUGUAUGAGAUCCACUGCCAACCCAUCGGUAAAUUACAAGUUCUUGUAUAGUUGCAUGGAUACAAAGAAGAUCGAAUGUUUGGAUUGGUGUGAAUACGUGUAUAGGAGUUUAAAAUCGUCUGUAUCGGAAUGGCAAGGUGGUUCAGCUUACUUCACUGGUCCAUUGCCUUUCUUAAUGAUAUUUUUUUUUUUUAAUAUAUUUCACAUUUUUAUAAUA
Molecule: messenger RNA, 1922 nt
Organism: Chenopodium quinoa (quinoa)
Lineage: Eukaryota; Viridiplantae; Streptophyta; Magnoliopsida; Caryophyllales; Amaranthaceae
Exons: 4
Coding region: 839-1240 (133 amino acids)
Source: RefSeq, a predicted model, not a curated record